Messenger RNA from Eimeria mitis, 975 nucleotides. RefSeq names its product SAG family member. NCBI's taxonomy places the organism in Eukaryota, Apicomplexa, Conoidasida, Eucoccidiorida, Eimeriidae. The coding region runs from base 1 to 975 and encodes 324 amino acids. The record is from RefSeq and is a predicted model, not a curated record. The transcript is spliced from 4 exons.
AUGAGAAAGCUCAGUUCAGUUCUGGUGGUUGCUACCGUGCUGGGGGCCGCCCACGGAGUGGAGAGCGGCAGCUCGGGUCAAAAAGGGUCGGCAGAGUCCGUCGACUGCCUUGCCGACUUUAAUGCCGCUCGAGAACGAGCAGGUCUCGACGCGAUCAUUGCAGAGACGGACGCAACGAAAAAGUUGCCCACAGAGAGCAAAGCGUAUAUUGCAGCUAUUUGCUCUGCCAUACAGGAGGCAAGCGGCCUGCAUUUGCCCUACCAUUGCCGCCCUGCCGAUGGCUGCUCGGCAGCCGUCUCCUAUUGGAAAAAAGCCCACGUAAACUUUGGCGAACUCCCGCCAGAAUACGAGGAAAAAAAGGAUGUAUAUGUGGACAGCCAGAACGUCUCACUUGUGGCCCUGUACAACCCGAAGGAGGGCGCCACACUUGACUGCGCCUACAUCACUUGCCCUAUCUCGACUGCGACCACCACAUCCGCCCCCACCACUACCAGUGCUACUACAAGCAGCUCCUCCUCCUCGAGCGAUACAGGCGGAGCUAGCGGAGGUACCGGAGGUAACGGAGGUAGCGGAGGUGGCGGAGAUAGCGGAAGUAACGGAGGCGGCGGAGGUGGCGGAAGUAGCGGAGGUAGUUUUUUCAGUGCCGAGCGAAGCGCUGGGGCUUCAGCGAGCAGGGAUGUCCAGGGUCGGGCAUCAGCAGCCGCUCCCAUAUUCUACCCUGUUUCCCGUGAAGGAGACUCUGGAGACCCUCAGAGGACUGGACCAUCCGUUCGGCGCCUCUCCACUACCUCAGAAACGGUUACCGGCCUCGUUUGCCUCACCAACCCUGCGGCUCUUGUAGAUGGACAAAAACCCUUCACUGAAGAUGUUUGGGCGAACAUAAAGAAAGCCAUAGAAAACUCCGCUUCUGCCUCUACCCAGUCUGCUCUCCUUGCUACCGCUUUACUUCUCCUGACUUCUUUCAUGGUUCUCUAG